Messenger RNA from Thrips palmi, 345 nucleotides. RefSeq lists its product as uncharacterized. NCBI's taxonomy places the organism in Eukaryota, Metazoa, Arthropoda, Insecta, Thysanoptera, Thripidae. The transcript is spliced from 2 exons. The coding region runs from base 10 to 345 and encodes 111 amino acids. The record is from RefSeq and is a predicted model, not a curated record.
UUCAAAAAGAUGGUUUCUAUGUCGAUGAGCAGUCGAUGCCAGAAAAUUUCUGCACUGUUUGCCUCGAAGAUUUUAUGGACAAUGAAACCCACCUCGGGACUCUCCACAAAUGUGGUUGUUCGAGGUUCUGCUUUGUCUGCGCAGCAAGGCUCGACCACUCGCAGCAAGCCUGUCCAAGGUGCAGAAUGGAAAUUAGCCACAUCAGUUCUCAGAUUUUUACCGUCGACCUGUUGCAGCCAAAUGCCAGGUACCCACAUCUGUUUUAGCAUCACGAUGUGUGGUUUCUUUGUUUUGUUGUGUGUUAAUCAUUUCUCCUGGAUACCGUUUAGAACGUUCGAUCUUUAA